Pomacea canaliculata is the source of this 2551-nucleotide messenger RNA. RefSeq lists its product as uncharacterized. The coding region runs from base 774 to 2531 and encodes 585 amino acids. The transcript is spliced from 9 exons. Lineage: Eukaryota; Metazoa; Mollusca; Gastropoda; Architaenioglossa; Ampullariidae. The record is from RefSeq and is a predicted model, not a curated record.
UUGCAUUUUGUGGGCAGAAAUCGUUCAAACACGCGGCCCAUCGAUGUUUGAAGAUUAGUCAGGAAAACACAUCGACCGCCGGCGUUAGCAUCCUCCGUUACAGGUGCUGACGUGCCGCGGUGUUUGCUUUACCUGAAAUCUCACCUUAUUUGCCGAGUGUCCGUGGCGGCGGCAAACAGCUCGCGCUCCCAGGGACCUGACCACCGAUGGCGGAACUAUUUGCUGGGAGCUGGGAGACCGUCAGUUCCAGACCUGCCCCGCUCGUCCCCGCUAGUCUCUGCUCACAAACCGUGACCACCGUGACGAGCAGACCGUGUCAGGUAAACUGGCUCCGGCAGCAGCCAGGUGCACGAGAAAAAAGUUUUUGUUUUGCUUCCAGAAGUGCGAUGUGAGUACAGAAUUAUUAUUUUGAUGUUGUUUGUGAGGAGGAGGGAGGAGCGAGGUUGUCAGGUGCAGGCAGCGGUCUGUGUGCAGGUCAUUCUUACGGAAACUUUUGUCGCAAGUCAGCGGCAGGUGUGCACGAAGGAGGACCUCACCUGUUGCUGCUUUAGAGUUGAUGUUUACUUCUCGACAGUCACCCCGCAGGUGUGAGAAGGUGUGUUCCAAGAAGUGACUUUCUUCUUACAGAAACCAAACAGCAAAGAAAUGACAUCUUGGAGAGAUCGCAAACGGGAGCAAAGGUCACGGGCGUGGGCUCUGUGAAGUAGACCGUGGUGAUGCUGAGGCUGGAGUGGGCGAGACACAGGAUGACAUCUUGAUAAACUACAGGCAUCAUGGGAAAUAGCGCUGUUACAACUGCCUCUCUACUGCUGUCUACUUUGUUUAUUGUGCUGCCCUCAUCGUCUGUGGGCACGUGCCCAGUCAACGUUUCUGAGCCGAUGACGUGGCUGCUGAUGGAGGGCGGGUACUACGGGCUGUCCAACAACCACGUGACUAGUGUGGGCGGGGCGAGAUGUCUGUGCACCUCGUGGACACAGACGCGACUGGCACUGCAAGAUGCCGCCUUUGAUCUUGAGGCUGUCGCAGGUUACCUGACCAAGCAUCACCUGUCUGACAAGUUCUGGGUGGACGCCGCCAGGUCCUCGGACAGUGGCAGUUACCUGUGGGCCGACGGAUGCCCGCUGUCGCCGGACAGCAGCCUGUGGGGUGAGGAGGUGCUAGGGCCGGGAGGUGCAGACUGCGUGGUUCUGUCCUCUGGCACCAGAGACAAGAUGGCGCUGAGUGCCGCAGCCUGUGACAACACGUCUGCACGUGCGCUGUGUCAGACAGUCAUACCACCUGAUAUUUUCACACAAGUUCCGUCUGGUGUGAACUUCACGUGGGUGACCCUGGGCUCACCUGGUCAGCAGUACGGCUUCUCACACACCAAGAUGUAUUUCAGUGCCGCCCGUCAGACCUGUGCGGGGCUACCCGGGGUGGCUCGUCUGGCCAGCCUCGACACGCACUUCCAGGAUGUCGUGCAGUAUAUCUUCCACAACUACCCCGACAGACAGUUCUGGGUGGAUUGCACACGGGUAGAUAAACGAAGCCCCUUCAGUUGGGGCAAUGGUGCUUGGGUGAACGACAGUUUCUGGGCGCCCCAGGAGCCCGGCCCCUAUGACCUGCUGGCGAGACUGACCAUCAAAACUCACGAUGUCCGACUGGCGGGCAUGAGUGGACAGGAGAAGGACUGCUUUGUCGUGUGUGAGCGCACCCAGGGUCCGUCCGCGGUGACCUUAGAGUGGACAGCACUGGGGUCGCCACUCCGCAACUUCGGCUUCUCCAACUGGUCGACAGACUUCCUGUCGGCAAGGCAGACAUGCGCACAGCAGGUGGGCAACGUGUCGCUGGCAAGUCUGCGAGGUGGUGUGGAGGGUCUGCACGGGUACCUGCAGCAGGUCUUCCCCCAGCGCCAGUUCUGGGUGGAUGCCACUCGAUCAGGUUCCACAUUUGAGUGGGGCGAUGGCAGCUCAGUUGACUCCCUUUGGUGGGGAGAUAAUGAGCCGCAGCUGGCCCAUGACGGAGCUGUGGUGACUGUGGAGCAGGGGGAGAUCAGGCUGGCUGGCCAGCUGCAGACAAGUGAAUACUUCUUUCUUUGUGAAGGUAGUCCAGGGCUGCACCCGGACCCCAGUCAAGCAACACAGUUCCCUACUGGAUGUUCCCGCUCUGAAGAUGUGGUCACCAUGGAAACGUCUGUUUUCUCAAGUCCUGUUGUCAGCGAGCAUCCCAGUCAGACAGAGAAUCUUCUGGAACUUGUUACGUCAUCAGUAACUAUGGCGGAGACUUCCCGAGCUGUAACCCUCCCAACGCCCAGUGUCUCGCCACCAUCAAGUCUGACGCCUACCGCGGUCACGUGGGAUCUCAGCCCGGAAAUGACCUCACAUCCACCUGAUCUUGGGUCACGUUUUACUGUCACAGCCGAGUAUGGCGACUCCAGUGUCUCCAGGCCACGACCCGUCACGAUGUCCGCGGCCAUCCACCUGAGUGUCUCUGACGCCCAGCAGUCAGUGCUGCCUCGCCGACCUCGUCUGACGCCCGCUAUUCUGUGCUAAGUUCACUAAGUUCGUUUGAU